Leptinotarsa decemlineata (Colorado potato beetle) is the source of this 2523-nucleotide messenger RNA. RefSeq names its product 1-acylglycerol-3-phosphate O-acyltransferase Pnpla3. Gene Ontology annotation, biological process: triglyceride catabolic process; lipid homeostasis. The record is from RefSeq and is a predicted model, not a curated record. Lineage: Eukaryota; Metazoa; Arthropoda; Insecta; Coleoptera; Chrysomelidae. Gene Ontology annotation, cellular component: membrane; lipid droplet; cytoplasm. Gene Ontology annotation, molecular function: triacylglycerol lipase activity.
GAGCGCAAGGCAAUUUUCAUUCAGUCGAACGAUAACAUCGAAGUAUAAGUAUUCGAGAGCUGUACGAAAUUAACUAUUACGAUUUACGCAAAAGUGACAACCAAUAGUAAUUAAGAGAAAUCCUUGUGAUAGAAGUACUUCCAAGUGAUAUUGUUGUGAUAUUAGUUUAAUUGUCGAAACAAAAUGAAUUUGUCAUUCGCUGGCUGCGGUUUUUUGGGCAUCUACCAUGUUGGAGUGGCAUGUUGUUUUCGAAAAUACGCUCCCCAUUUGCUACUGGACAAAAUCUCCGGUGCUUCAGCUGGUGCAAUCGCAGCCUGUUGCUUGAUUUGCGAUUUACCCAUAGGUGAUAUGACCAGCGAUGUCCUCCGAGUGAUAACAGAAGCCCGAAGUCGCUCUCUAGGAGCCUUUUCUCCAUCAUUCAAUAUACACAAACUACUUAUGGAAAAUCUAGAAAAAUUUCUUCCAGACGAUGCGCAUAUUCGAUGUUCCGGCAAACUUCACGUAUCGCUGACGAGGGUGUGGGAUGGAAAAAACGUAGUAUUAUCCCAUUUCGAUAGCAGAGAUGAACUCAUCCAAGCUCUCUUAGCCUCGGCAUUCAUUCCGUUCUUCUCAGGCCUGUUACCACCAAAAUUCAAAGGUGUAAGAUAUAUGGACGGCGGUGCCAGCAAUAAUCUACCCACAUUAGAUGAAAAUACCAUAACUGUUAGUCCCUUUUGCGGCGAAAGUGACAUCUGCCCUCGAGAUGACAGUUCUCAGCUCUUCCAUAUUAAUGUUGCGAAUACCAGCAUUGAACUUUCAAAACACAAUAUAUACAGAAUGUUAAGGAUAUUGUUUCCUCCGAAACCAGAAGUUUUGUCGAACAUGUGCAAGCAAGGAUUCGAUGAUGCUCUCAGAUUUCUACACAGGAACAACCUUAUCAAUUGUACCAGGUGUCUUGCUGUUCAAUCAACGUUCGUAGUUUCCGAAACAUCAGAGGAAGAGUUGGAGUAUGACCCUCAAUGUAAAGAAUGUAAAUUGCACAUGCAGGAAGCAUUGGUAUCUAAUGUUCCUGAAUCGGUACUUAGCAAAUUUCAAGAGGCCAUUGACAAAGCUAAUAACGGUUUGCUGAACUGGCUCUUCAAACACCGAGGGAUGAAGUUGCUAUCAGUGAUCACGCUUCCGUAUACCCUACCAGCAGAUGUCGUGUACGCUACAUUCACAAAGUUGCAGAUAUUACCUAAUAGCAUCCAAUCAAGUCCAAAAGUCAUUUAUAGGAAGUUUGCUAACUUCGAUUUCCAAAGCUUUAAUGGUAGUCACUUUGAGAAUAAGUCAUACCAGUUUGAAUUGCUCGGAAAUGCCAUCCUAUCCACCCCUUCAUAUGCAUGCCAUCAACAUUUGUUCACAGAAAGAAGGUUCAUGAUAGCCGCUCCGCAGGUCGGUAAUGGUGUCUGGGACGUGAGUAAGAUCCUAAUGGAUAAAUUGAACCAUCUACUUAACAGAGUGAACAGAAAGAGGCAACAAAUCAGUGCGAAAAUCUCCUGCCAGCUUGCCAUAACCGAAUAUGGCGGAAAUAAAUACGACGUAGAAUCUUGUCAAGAUGUGAACGCCGAGAACAAAGUGAACUUGAACUUCACCCUCAACUUGGAUGGAAGUGAUAUUCCAUUGACUCAAAGUCCAGCUCGUAAAUUCAAUACAAAGGAGAUAUUGCAAAGGAAGCCGAGUUUCAAGGUCAACAGGAGUGACACGAUGGACAAUGAUGCUUUCGAACAUAUUUUGCAAGUUACUUCACAGCAAGAAGCAGUUAUGGCUUACUAUUAUUUAGAUGAAAAUAAUAAGGUUAAAGUAACAGAAAUCUUUGACGUAACAGACAGCGAUUCUCCAAUCGUUCAAACCUCACAUGAACGUGACACUAAUCAACAACUAGAGUUUGACGAAGAAUGGGAUGAAUCAGCUUGGCAUGGACAACAAAAUGUAGAUGAAGAAAUGUCGGAAUAUGAAUUGGAAGAUAUUAUCGAUAGAGAUGCUGCCAUUUUCUCAGAUCCAGAAAGUGAAUGGACUGGCUCUGUAAGAGUCGAUGAACCAGAAGAGGAUCAAUUUUGCAACAAUAAUAAUGAUCAUCGCCCUGAAUCUGAGAGACCGAUACUAAUCAGUCAAGAGUGUGCUGAUAAAAACAAAGUUCCAGGUUUCACAUCUGAAAUGAAUACGUAGAUGCCGUAUUCAUUUUUUUUACGAGAGUUUAUGUUGAAAACAAGAAGUAGCUUGGAAAAUGAAUUUAUUUGUUUGGUUAUAUCGUGAGAGAUUACCACAAGAGGUUGUUUUGUACCGAUUGAAGUGUUGAAAUUUCUGUACAUCACUUAAAAACUUCAGUAGCAAAAUCAAUCGACAAAUGUGAUAUGGAUUAGUGUAUAUUUUUAUACUGUAACUGAUAUAUUUAAGUAUUAUUAUUAUGACCGUUUUAAUUAAUAUAUUUAAAUUAUCAUAGUGGCAUUUGUUAAGGAAGAAAUAUAUUUUAUGUGAAGUGUUACAUGUUAAAAAGUAAAUUUU